UCUCAGUGAAGGCCCCUCCUGGAAAGAUGAAGGCCAUCUUCUUCAGCCUUUCUCUGCUCCUCCUUCUGGAGAAGCAAGCAGCUGGGGUAGGAAUCUAUGGUGGGACAAAAGGACAUUAUCUAGUAAAAACAUCACCCCGACUUGUAUUUAUCCAAAAAGACAAUCUCCUUUAUGGGCAGAAAGAAGCACAGGAAGGUGUACCUGAAGAAAGCAUUAUUAUGCAAACCAAGCACAGUGAUUAUGGCCAGGAUGCUGAUGUUGAAGCUGACAUGGAAGAGACUCACAGUUUCCAGGGACAGAGAGAUUUAAAGGAAGACGUAGGUUGUAAUAAAGAAGACAAGAUGAUUCCAAAAACAUCCCAGAUUCAAUCCCAGUCACAAAUAAAAUCCCAAAUCCAACUAAAAUCUCAGGGAGCCCAACUGAAGUCCCAAACAAGCCAGCCAAAGACCCUAGGCCAGGUGAAGUCACAAAUCAAGCUGAAACCCCCGGCAGCCCCUUACCAAACAUCAGUAAGUCUCCAAGGAGCCGUUCUUCAUCAAAUCAAGGGCAAAGGAUAUGACCUGGGGAAAGACGUGGCUCAAGACUACCAGCAGCAUCACAGGAUGGUUCAGAGCCGCAAAAGAAAGCUUCGUAGGUCCUGGCAAGCAACAGAUUUCUUACCGCAGCAGUCCUACCCCUAUGAUGGGUAUAUUGUGCAGCUUCAAGGACAACUACAGGGUGGAGAUUAUCACACAAAAUCUUUCCACCAAGCUCAAGGAACGUGCUACUGUCCAAAAGGAGGGUUAUUCCUAUAUCAAGGUGCCUAUACAGAAUAAUACAUUCAUUAAUCAGUCAAGAACCAGGACACAUUUAGAGGAGUCACCUGACCUGUGCAGAUUGUGAUGUCUUCAAGAUGCACAUUCCCUAGUAGUCCUAGAUGCCAAACUCUCGUGCCAUGACCCAAUCACUCUUGCACUCCUGAGACUCUCUAAACUCGGAGCAUCCUUACACCAAUGCUCUCUGAUAAAGAUAGCAUUUACUUUUAACCAUUGAAAUCUCCAAGUUCCUACUUGUUUGAGGGCUUGGAUGGCAUCUUUUCAAA
Molecule: messenger RNA, 1081 nt
Organism: Meriones unguiculatus (Mongolian gerbil)
Lineage: Eukaryota; Metazoa; Chordata; Mammalia; Rodentia; Muridae
Product: seminal vesicle secretory protein 3A-like
Exons: 3
Coding region: 27-815 (262 amino acids)
Biological process (GO): negative regulation of flagellated sperm motility; sperm capacitation; coagulation
Cellular component (GO): extracellular region; extracellular exosome
Source: RefSeq, a predicted model, not a curated record